Molecule: messenger RNA, 1290 nt
Organism: Aspergillus niger
Lineage: Eukaryota; Fungi; Ascomycota; Eurotiomycetes; Eurotiales; Aspergillaceae
Exons: 9
Coding region: 1-1290 (429 amino acids)
Source: RefSeq, a predicted model, not a curated record
AUGACUGGACGGACACCUCCUGAAAUAGUUGAAGGCUGCAAUAACAAUCCUGUGCCUGCAAGGCUGAGUGCUCGUGGUGGUGGGUUGAAAGCCAACUAUUGUGCAUCCGCCGUUCCCCGGCACGAGGCUAACGACGCGUCUAAUGCACCUUCGCUGCGCCGCAUCGCUCCUUUAGUGUACUUUUUCAAUGAGGUAUUCACCUGGAGAGUGAGUUCAAGUACCGCGUAUUCUAUCUACCAGAAGCCUUGUCGGAAGCCUUCUUUCACCCCUGCUGUGUUGGGAUGUGUCCCUCCGUCUUCUGUUAUCACCUUCCUCAUGCCGACCUUCAAGCGCAAAGCCAGGAAGCCCAGAGCAUGCGUCAAAACCGGUGGACUCUGGAAUGAUGAAGAAAGGCAGCGCCUGUGGGAUCAGCGGUCGUUGUACCGCCACAUGCACUGGAAGCCAUUUGGCAAGUCAAACCCUGAUACCCCUCAGGAUCCUCCUGCAGGCCGCAUUGUAACGCUACGAACAAGGGCCAACAAACGUUCACUGCCUGACGAAAGCGCGCCUGAGAGCCGUCCGGGGAAGCAGACCAGAACAGCUGCGGUCCUUUCUUCGGGGAAGGACCAAGUGGAAGAAACGGAUCAAAAUGGCAUGACAGACGAGGAUAGCUCUUCGGACUAUGAACAAGACUCCGAUGAAGAGACGCUUCAGGGGCCCAGUCUACCUUUUGAAGAAGAAGAAAGUCAAGAUGGAAUCGAGACAAUCGUUAUCGAUGAUGGGAACAAUGAUCCUGAAAGCCACCAGAACGGUGAAGAAGAAGCAGAGGUACACAGGCCUGAUGCCGAGGAAAAUACUGAUGAGCCUGUCUCUCGCUCCACAGUAAGACUCAUGCCUGGACGGAAAAGCAUGACACCAAGUUCAAGAAGUGAAGAAAAAUACGCAGGCUACGAGAAGCUUGCAAAAGAGGCGACUGAGCCCACUAGGCCUUCACUCCCACCGGACGUUGAGGAUCUCAAAAAUCUCAACUCAGACAAGGCUGCGAAGCUGGAGUCCGCACAAGAGGAGGUUAGGAAACAACUCCAGACUAUAAGAUCCCUCGAACAACGCGAGCAGAAGUAUAAAAAGGAGAUCGAUGACUGGAAACGCAAGAUCAAAGUUUCCGAACAGCAAGUCACCGUCCUCGAGUGCAAGGUAGCUAUGGCUCGAAACCAGAAUAAAUGUGAGACGUGUGAGAGGGUCUCAAAGUUUUUCGCACCGGCUUCCGCCUCAGGGAAGGCCGGUGAGUCUUCUGGCAGCUCAAUUUCAUGA